Molecule: messenger RNA, 1835 nt
Organism: Brachypodium distachyon (stiff brome)
Lineage: Eukaryota; Viridiplantae; Streptophyta; Magnoliopsida; Poales; Poaceae
Product: renalase
Exons: 8
Coding region: 107-1540 (477 amino acids)
Source: RefSeq, a predicted model, not a curated record
UCCGUCGGCCGCCAGCCGGAUAGAAAAAAGUUCCACCUCGUAAACAGAUAACGGUCUUCUUACCCGCUCUCACUUCCGCAUUUCGUCGAGCACCUGUGAGGCCGCAAUGCCGCCGUCUCUUCUCCUUCAGCACGCCCCAUGCGCUCGCCCCACUGCCAAGCGCACCGCGUCCCUCUUUUCCGCCGCGGUGCUCGCCUCCAAAGAUGGCGGGGGAGCGCGUCCUCCGAGGCCGCGCCCGCGCGGUAAGCCUCGGUUCUCGCGGCAAUCGGCCAUCAGGAAGAGCUUCCAGCAGGAGCAGGUGGUCUUCUCCACCCCCGUGUCCCCCGACCCCACCGUAGCCGUCAUCGGUGGCGGCGCCUCCGGCCUCGCCUGCGCCUCCGCCCUCGCCGCCCGCGGCGUCCGCUCCGUCGUCUUCGACACGGGGAUGCACGGCUUAGGUGGGAGGAUGGCGACCAGGGCGGUCGACGACGAGCGGCAGCUGGUGUUCGAUCACGCGGCGCAGUUCUUCACUGCCAGCGACGAGAGGUUCCAGAAGCUGGUCGAAGAGUGGGUCGAGAGAGGGCUGGUCCGGGAAUGGAGGGGCUCAAUCGGCGAGCUCGAGGCUGGUGGCCAUUUUAGACCUAUCCAUUCCUCGACGCCAAGGUACAUCGGCGUGAACGGAAUGCGCCCGCUUGCGGAUGCAAUGCUGCCUGAGAACGACCUGAUUAAAGUUAUACGACCUUCCUGGAUAAGCAAGCUGGAGCCAUUCAACGGUCUAUGGCGCUUGUUUGAGAAUGAGAAGCCCCGGGGUCAGUACGAUGCAAUUGUAAUAGCACAUAAUGGGAAAUGUGCCAACCGUCUGCUUUCGACAUCAGGUCUACCCCAACUGACUAAGCAAAUGAAGAGACUAGAGCUGAGUUCUGUCUGGGCACUACUUGCAGCGUUUGAAGGUCCUUUUCCAAUCCCCCAUAAUAAUUCUUAUGGCACAUUUGAAGGAGCAUUUGUGAGAGGUGUUGAUUCUCUCUCUUGGAUGGCCAACAAUACUCGGAAACUCUUCCCUUUUGAGACAGACAGACCUGAGUGCUGGACAUUUUUUAGCACCGCUUCUUACGGAAGAAGAAACAAAGUUCCACAGGAAAAUAUCCCGAAUGCCACCGCAGAGAAAGUGCAACGAGAAAUGCUUGGGGGAGUUGAACUUGCUUUGGGGCUCUCAAAAGGAUCUCUUCAGCUACCAUUUUACACAAGAGUGCAGUUGUGGGGUGCAGCUUUACCGAUGAACACUCCAGGAGUACCAUGCAUAUUUGAUCCCCAGGGUCGAGCAGGCAUAUGUGGUGACUGGCUCACAGGUUCCAGUAUAGAAGCGGCGGUAUUGAGUGGAAUUUCUCUUGGAGAUCAUGUCGCUGACUACUUUGCGAGCUGUGGAGAAAGACCUGAGGAGUUUGCGAUCGGUUUGGACGACAGCUUAAACCGAGUAGAAGGUCAUGACAUUGGUCAGUUCCCCGGAUUAGACUCCUCCCAGAAGCCACAGGUAGCUGAAGCUCAGCUGACAGCUACCAUAUGAACUCUGCCUUGAAGAUCUUGUACUAAUCAUUGCUGUAGCAUGUAAAUGAUGGGCAGAUUAUUUGUAUGUAGAAAAUUUUGUCAAAAGCUGAUGCCUUUGUAUUAUUAAUUUAGAAUUCCAUCUAGAUGGUGGAUCUUGGAUGAAAAAUUUAAUAGUUUAGUAUUACACUUGCUAGUCUAUGAAAAAAUCGACGGCAACGAAGGAGCGGGACUUUGUGCCAACUUAGGCUCAGUUUUGUGGCAGUUGAAUUCUGUUAUACUAUGCGUUUUAAGCUGCUGCAGGUCAGAAUUCAUAA